Bombus huntii is the source of this 7986-nucleotide messenger RNA. RefSeq lists its product as uncharacterized. The transcript has 7 exons. Gene Ontology annotation, biological process: regulation of DNA-templated transcription. The record is from RefSeq and is a predicted model, not a curated record. NCBI's taxonomy places the organism in Eukaryota, Metazoa, Arthropoda, Insecta, Hymenoptera, Apidae. Bases 5406 to 7241 code for a protein of 611 amino acids. Gene Ontology annotation, molecular function: ATP binding; RNA polymerase II cis-regulatory region sequence-specific DNA binding; DNA-binding transcription factor activity, RNA polymerase II-specific. Gene Ontology annotation, cellular component: nucleus.
AUCGUGAGCACCAAUUAUUUCUUGCCAGGCAGCGCGGGAACAACGACCGGCGUUGAUCUAAUUGGUCGCCAGUAGGUAAUUGUUCGGUGUCGAUAAUUGGGCCAAUUAAUUUGUACGGAAAAGUGCGUCGAUAAUCGUCCAGCAUUCACCGCCGCGAUACCGAUUAUGUGGACCGUGUCGGAUGCGGGUUAUGGAAUAUCGUUACCGUCAAAAGGCCGAGAGCGACUCGUGACAAAUAAAAAAAUAGAGAAAAAAAAGAGAGAGAGGAUCAUAAAAAUGAAGAACGAGGGAGGUGCGAAACGCCGGUCGAAACGCACCGGACACCGGUCACGUAAUCGAAUAUAUUUUUCUUUUAAUUGAAAAAUAUUGUCGCUUGGCUGUUUCGGCUGGUAAUUUUAUGGAGACAGGAUUUAAUUACACGAAAUCACGUCGAACCGAACAAUAUAAUUAAAUAUCUGUUUUUUGUGAAAAACUGACGGCAGCGCGAGCCACGAUUUUAUUGAAAUAUCCGAAACCUGCUAAAUAUCCUAUCCAUCGCCUGUUUCACGCGUAUCCCGCCAGUACUCGGCUCUUAUAUCUUCGAUUCACGUUUUUCCACGAGGAUCAUACGCAACUUUGAAAUUCCCUCGACGCGACGAUUCUCCUUUCGAAAUAUUUCCUUCGUUUCUCGCGUGUCGAACGCGCAAAGAAUUUUAUUUUAGAACAACGCACGACGCGUCUGUUCGAUAGUAACAUUUCCUCGGAAAUUUUAAAGGAAAACUGAAUAAUUCCAAGGGAUAGGAGGAUAAUAUAUUUUCCGCAAAUUGAUUUUCACACAAAUUUGUAUUUUUGUUCGUUCGAUCGGUGAUCAUUAAUUUUCAAUUUUAUACGAUACGCGUAUCAUUACGAAAUAUAUUUAUAAAUGAUCGAACGUCCUCAUUAGUCGACCAAAUGACGAUCGCGAAAUUAUUGCAUUUCUUUCGGUUCACUGUAUACGGUGUCGAAAAUAACGGGUCGGGUAGAAACACAAAAAAGGCGAUGUAUCGCCCGGGGGGCCAAAAUGUAUGACGAAAUGCAUCUUGGGAACUCGACAAUUUAGGGACGCGGAGGCGUUGCAUUGUUACCCAUAGGGGUGUAGGAUUAUAUGGGGUGCUCUCUCCCGUUCAGGGAUCCUCGUAACUUGCUACAGAUCCGUCAUGAUCGAUAGUCUUCUGUCGUCGGUCGAAAGAGAAACACGAUACCAUUCUCGUGGCCCGUAGUUUAAUUUCCAGUGGUGAGAUUGCCUUUUGCUUUGAAUCAUCCCCUAUCUACUGGUAUUUCAUUUCUUCAACCUCCUUUUUAACGAUCUUCAAGUUCCUUUCAAACUUGUAAUUAAUUUUGGGAGAAGAAAAUUGUUUUUCGGCUUGGAUGAUGCAUUCGUGUAUCUUUUUUAUUUAAGAAGAUAUUCAAAUUGCAUUUUAUUCCGAAUCAUCCCUUAUCUACCUACAAUCAACUUCUCGAACUCAUUUUGUUAAAGAAAUAAGUAAUUUCAAAAAAGGAAGAUCAUCCUUCAACUUAGAUGGUGUACUCGUGUCUCGUUUGUUUUUUGCGUUUAAUUUACUUCUUAUUUUAAAAGAAGAUACGAGAUUCCUUUUCUUCUAGAUUAUCUUUCACCUAUUGAUAUUUAAUUCCUCGAAUCUAUAUGCGAGGUUCCUUAAAUUUCUUGCAAAUUCGAGAAUUAAUUUUGAAAAAACAAAAUUGUUUUUCUAUGUUAACCAAAUACAAAUUGCCUUUUGCUUUCGUUCAGGUUAUCUGAUAGAGGAACGCGUGGAUGAAUUUGUAAUAGAAAUAUAUAUUGAAGUAAGUAUAAGUACAGCUAUAGUGUAUGCUGAUCUAGAUCCUCACUUUAGCAUUGUUACAUUACAAUAGAAGUGAUAGGGAGCAUGUUGAUACAUUUAUAACAAAGGACAUUACCAAAAAAUUAACUUUGAUGUGUAACUCUAACUGAAAGUUACAAGAAACAGCAAUAAAAAUCUACUCAUAGCUCUUUUAUUUAUAGACCUUGUAACCCAAAACAACAUUCAUAUUCAAGGCCACAAUAAUAUGGGCCUCUCUUUUUUAAAUUUUUGCUUCACUAAAUUCUAUUUUCUUCGUAACGACGAUGUCCAGGUCACGGGUAUACAAAAAAGAAAAGAAUGUAGGCUUUUCCUAGAAGUAAUUACUUCAACAGCUAUGAAUUAUGCUAUGACACUAUCAGCUAGUAUUCGAUUCCUCAAGUCUGUUUUUUCAUAAUUUUCAAAUUUCCUUCAAACUUCCAAUUUAAUUAAACAAGAGAAAAAAAAAACGAAAUUGUCUUUUCCACUUAAUUUGUUUCUUACUCCAAAAAUACAAAAAUUCUUUUCUUCGAAGAAUAAACUGCACAUCAUUCCAAUUCGUCAUCGAUUCUUAAGUUUCCCUAAAUUCACUUUCUCAAAAUCUUCUUAGUCGAUUUAUUUCCAAUUCUCGAAGCACACAGAUUCUACCGCCAAGAGUAAACUUCGCCCUCUUCCAAUUUGUUAUUAAUUCUUAAAUUUCCUCGAGUUCUAUGUCAUUUUAUCCUCGCGUCGCAAUAACGAUAAUUGCGACCACUCGAAGAUCCACCCUAGCAAUCUGGAAAGAUUCGUUGCAACGGUCGUCGGUGCACGUAUGACGGGGACAUUAAGACAAAGUAUUCCCCUCUUUCUCCUCGAUACAGCCUUCCGUCCUGUCUUCGUUGCUCGCCUUGCUCCCUCGAAGAGCCCCCAAGCAUCGCGCAACCCCCGUAUUUCUCGGUGCUAAACGCAACUACACGAGGGACCUUUCUGCCGUCUUUGUUUUCCCUUUCUUCCCAGUGUCGUUUUGCAGUCUCGCGCGGGGAGGUCGUUGAACGACGGAAGCAGGAAAGACUCGACGAGGAAACGGCCGGAAAAAAAGACAAUCGAACGAGAGGCGUAGAAGGAAGCCGAAAGGCAACCUCGUUAUCGGUGUACCGGCUGACCGCAACGUGGAAACGAUCCGGCCGACCCGCGCAGUAAUUACAGACCAGGGAACGAGUUUCUUUUUAUUUCGUUUCUUCAUUUCGGGACCUCGAAACCGCGCUUGGCAAUCGUGUGGUGUUUUGGAUAAGCGUUCGCUGUCGCUCUGAUCUACGGCACUCUUAAGUAAAGAACUCGAACUCUAUGGACGACUUUGAAAUAAGCAACGGAGUGAUGUUACACGCAAGUGUCAUUAUGGAAAGUUGUAACGCGAGCAGGUGAUAUUAUGAAAAGAUUAGAGCGUCGAAGAUGGUAAUGUGCAGUUAAAGAGCCGUCAAUUUUCACAAAGAUGAAUCCUUUUAACGAUCUCAAGGAUAGGAAUUAUUCUCAGUGCGAAUUCAAUGGUGUGGAUCCUAUAAAUCGAGACACGCGGAAACAGACGAAACUGCGAUUAAAUAUGACCUCGUGACUAAUCAUCGUCUAUAAUGACCAAGUAAAUUCGAAUUUCGCUGAGAGGAGAGGCCGUUGGAAAGCGAAAGAAAUUCUGUGUGUUCAUCGGAGGGUAUUUUUCGGGGCCAAAGGGAUUUCUCUACUGUUCUACGAAACGCGUGACAAACGGUGAAACAGAGGAGAGGAAAAGAGAAGCAACGGGUGUUGUCAUCGGGUAGUCGCGAUCAGCAGGAGUAUAGCAUCAGGAUCGUGGAAGAGGGUGCAGCAGGAGAGAGAGAUUUUUCCCCACCGCUUGGAAAAACCAACCCCCACCAGUCGCUUAGUACGGCCAGGCGGUGGUGGCGGCGGCGUGGAAGAGAGGCACGGAGGGGUAGGUUAGCCAGGGUGGUCUCGGUGGUGGCUGGGGGCGGCAGCCUCAAAAAUACACCGCAACCACACCGCGCGGCUCCACCGCAGAAGCCGCCAUCUUCCACCGCCGAACCGAAACGAGACCGCGCGAGUUAAACACCCUAUCCUACUUCCCCGUGGAAGUUGCCGCUGCCACCCGCCGAAGUACCAGCCACGAAGAAGUAUCAUUCGCCUUCUGGUCCCGUGCUUCAUCGCUGACAGCCAACGAAACCGGUGGAAUUUACAAUUUUCCAUCGUCGCGCCAACUGCAACCUCUCUCGUCCAAGAAACGUUACCGAAGAAACAAUUGAUUAAUCGUCAGCCACGAAGAGGUGUCUCUCGAAAUCUGGUCCUGUGUCUCAUCGUUGAUAGGCGACAGAACCGAAGAAAUUUAUAGUUCUCCCCUGUCACGUCAUUAUGUCUUGAAAAAUGUUAAGAAAGUGUCAUGCUGUUGAGGAAAGGAUUGAAUUAUUAUCGAGACAGCGGAAAUGAUCGUCGGCGAAUACAUGGAACGUAUCUGGCGAGACUAAAGAUCUCGAACUUAUUUUAAAUUCGUGACUAUUAUUGUUCGAAGAAACGUGUUGUGUAGUGACUGAUUUGAUGAUUCCUAUGUAUAAUAAUGGAUGCCUGAAUCUUUCGUAAAGUCUUCGGAAAGUGAAUCCCCGAAUCUUUUGUCGUUUGAAAUAAAACCUGGUGUAUGGGAGUUAGAAUUCUCCGGAAGAAUAAUGUGCGAACGUGAGGUUUGUGCCGCGGUUUGGCUCGGAGGAUCCCGGGUGCAGAGUUAACACCUGUUAGAUGGUCGGGCAGAAGUGCUGAUGUGACAUGAACGUGGAGUAAUUUCGAUCGACCGCGGAACACUGGAAGCCAGAUUUCAGAGUGAGUGUAUUAUCGUGAAUCGUUGUUAUUCAUUUAUGAACGCGAGUAGCAGAAGAGAUAGUCAAGGUUGGUUUCACUUCCGUCGAAUCACAUAGUGGGGUGCAUUUCGUUCAAAGAAACGAAGAAACGAGGGACGACGUCGAUUUCAAUAAAACGAAUUUUCCCCGCGAGUUGGCAAUCGAGACGAGAGGAAGAAUUUGCAAACGGAUGCUCUUGCCUCGGCCCUGUCGCGGGAUAAUGAAAUAAGGAUCAAAGGAUCCUGGGCCACGCGGGGCCGACCAAGUUGUGCGCGUGCCACCGAAGGAACCGGAAAUUUAUCUUUAAUCAGCUGCUACCGAAAUAAUGACCAUCAUCGAUCUACUCUAUUAGUUUAAUCUUAAUAAAGAACUUAAUUAUCACUGGAUACAUUGCGUGCACACUUUGAUUAUAAAAGACAAAAAUAGAAAAGAUAAAAGGCUUGGCUACGUGUCAAAAUAAAGAAGAAAAGAGAUGCUGCUUUAUUAGUUGAAUUUUACCACGGAACUUAAUUAUCAUUGGAUAUCGUUAGUCGUUGGAUACAUUUUCGACAAUAACAAAUAAAAAUAAAGAAGAUAAACUGUCGAAUUUUUGAUAGAGCGUGCGAUGGAUCGGAGUUAAUAAAGGAAAGGCUGGCCGAUCGAGUAGAAAAAAAUUGAGUCGAAUUCAUCGAGGUUUGUCGGCGAGGAGGAUCUUUCCGGAAAAGAGUCCAAUGAGCCUGUUCUCAUGACGAAUCCUUUACGAGAUGCACGCCCCGAGGAUCGGCCUCUAGGCUUAGAUUAUCCGGAUCCGAGAUUGGUUCGAAACGGUCAUCAGGACCAUCAAGGGAACUCGACGCAUCAGAUCGGUGGCGGGAGAAUUAGGAGAACCAGGACCUCGUCAUCGAGGAGAAGAAUGCACCUGGCCAACGAGGUCCCUCCACAAGGAUCCACUGGUGGAAAUAAUAUACCGGAUUAUGCACUCACCGCGGAUCUGCUCGCCGAGAGAACUUUGGAUGGCCUGUUUGCUGAACAUCCUGGAGAACUUGUGCGAACAGGCUCGCCACACGUGGUCUGUACGGUGCUACCGCAACAUUGGCGGUCAAACAAGACACUUCCGGUAGCGUUCAAGGUAGUAGCUCUGGGCGAGGUCGGUGAUGGGACUCUGGUGACAGUGCGUGCCGGAAAUGAUGAAAAUUGCUGCGCGGAAUUGCGAAAUUCCACGGCGGUUAUGAAGAACCAGGUGGCGAAAUUCAACGAUCUUAGGUUCGUCGGUAGAAGCGGAAGAGGGAAGAGCUUCACCUUGACGAUUAUGCUACAAACAUCGCCACCUCAAAUAGCCACUCUGUCGAAAGCGAUCAAGGUCACCGUCGAUGGACCAAGAGAACCCAGAUCAAAGACAAGACACCAGGCCUUUCAUCCCUUCCACUUCGGGCCCAGGCCGUUCCCUUUCGGCCACCCUCAGGAUCCUCUGGGAUUCAAGUUGUCCGGCUUGCAACACCUGGGUCUGGAGCAAGGAGCCAGCCAAGGGUGGGGUGGAUUACCUCGGGGCUCUCUUCCGCCGCACUGUCUUCCGCCGCCUCCCGGUCACCAUUCGCAUACACAUCCUCCGGCAGCUGGUGCGUCGGCCUUCAAUCCCUUCCACCACAGCAUCGAGCAAAGAUCUCCUAGACUUCCUGGACCUAACUCUGAACCGUCCAGGAAUGAUUUGGGUCCAAUCAGCGUAUCCGUCAGGGAGGUGACCCCGACCACGUCACCUGGUAAUCCUGGACCUGGAUUACUCACGACGGCUACUGUUGCGGCACCAACGCCUCCGGCGGAACCUACCACCACCACUACUACGCCUAGCCCCUCUGGACAUCAUUCACAUUUUCAAGGUCUUCAUCUUCUGGGGGCCACUGGGUCUAUCUUCGGAUCGAUAUUCGCUCCGUUGCUGCCACAAUCCUCUUGGCUCUACAAUCCACUCUACCACACGCAGCAGUACGUCUUAGAGCCGGAAUGGCAUGCUCUAGCGUUAAGAAUGGCCCAGCAACGGCUCCAGAGACCUGACCAGGCGCGAGUGGAAGAAAUGAGGAAACUUCGUGGCAGCAGUAGCAGUCCAGAAUCCGCGUUGAAGGAAGAAAAACGUCGAGACGACGAUCAAGAUGUUCUUCGUAGAUCAGGUCUGGACAGUCCUGACGGAAGCAUAGAAGUGGACGAUAGGAACGAGAAUGAUGCAAACAGAGAUCGCGUGAGGAGCGACGAGUCUCUUCCGGAACAGGAUUCUCCAAGGAUCUCUCCCAUUAGAAGCGACCUGGAAGACACUACUGACGUCACAUUUCAAGAUGCCUCCGUUCACCUAAGACCUAGUAUAGAAAAUUCGAACGAUCAAGAGAUCACGAACGAUGAGAUUCCUCGCAGAGAUCUGAAGAUCCGUCUGGAAGGCACUGUGGAUCUCAGUACAAAGAAAGGACAGGAUAAAGAGAACGUAGGACAAGAUCUUACCACCAGGAAGAAAGAAGACGAUACCGACGUGGAGAGGGAAGGCGUGCGAAGCAGAAGAGAGAGAAGCCCUAAGCCUAGACAAGUCUGGAGACCGUAUUAAACGAGGAUAUUCUUCAUUCGAUAGAUAAAUAUCGAAAUUUUACGUGAUGGUCUUGUUGUAAAUUUCAACCAGAUCUGCCUCGAUUAAUUUAGGGUCUGUUUUAAUAUUAGACAGUCGUACGGCCAGGUGAUUAUAAGAGAGAUUUGUAUCGAUGUAGAUGAGCCUGAACAAGGUUCGUGGAAAGCUCAGAGCCUGGUCCUGGAACCAGGAAUUAUCAUGGACUCGAGGACUAACCAGGGUUUACGUUCGUAUAGUAUGUAAAUAUAUAAGCGGCGUCCAAUUAUUAUUUAGGUUACUAUUUCGCGUACGUGUGAAACGCUACCCAUUGUCAUUUCGAGUGAGAUUAAUCGAUUUUUUCGAACGAUCUUUAUCACACCAGUCCUGAUUUUCGUUUCAAUGGACACAAGGUUGAUAGAAUCUCGCGAAACUUCAACUCCGACGAGUUAGGUUAUUAUCAAGGUCUGUGUGUGAUAGGUAUCGUUCGAUUCUUUCUCGUCGCGGUAACUGUGAAUCCGUGACAUUGUAAAUAUCACUGACUUAAAGAGUCCAGGCCAGAGUCACGUGCCUCUAGGCUACCCCAUCUCCUUUUUGUUUUUUCGCUUCUUUUUAUGAGAGACAUUAAUCGACCGUCAGAAAGUGUACGUAACGAAGAUCAAGUACGAGUCGAUGUGACUGGCCUCGACGAUGAGUUUCUUUCACUGUUUAAGUACAUCAUCAAAUAAAGUAAUAUCAUCCGUUCCAUGAA